Messenger RNA from Paraphaeosphaeria sporulosa, 2239 nucleotides. RefSeq lists its product as uncharacterized. Bases 104 to 2239 code for a protein of 711 amino acids. Gene Ontology annotation, biological process: actin filament polymerization. Gene Ontology annotation, molecular function: actin binding; microtubule binding. Gene Ontology annotation, cellular component: cytoplasm; actin filament. The transcript has 3 exons. Lineage: Eukaryota; Fungi; Ascomycota; Dothideomycetes; Pleosporales; Didymosphaeriaceae. The record is from RefSeq and is a predicted model, not a curated record.
GCUUUUCGAUGGCAAUACAACCUUGAAAGAAACAUCGACAUUGCAGACUGCAGUUAGAUCUCGUCAAACUGAAGAAACCCACACCACUGGUCCACGAAAGCACAUGGCCGUCCUUGCCGCCAUUCUUCCGCUCGUUUCUCAGAGCUCAGCACUUGCACUCGUGCUCUACCGGCUAGCUGCAGUAGAUGCUUACGCCGCCAAAGAGCUUUUAAGGGCUGCGAAAGCGAUUUCGAAUUUGGCGCUGAUAGUGAAGGAAGUCGGGACAAUAAUAAAAGAGGAUGAUCGAUUACCAUCGGCCGAAGCUUUCGAAACUAUCGAGGAUAUUCUGGACCAAACUUCGACCAUUUUCAACGAAAUAGAUCUUCUGGUAUCAGGCCAGGAUGCACAAAGAAAGAGACGAUCGUAUGAUGAGCACCAGGAUGGAAAUCAAGCGCCCACGCUCACCCCGCAAAUGUUGGCGAGGUUACACUACCUCGAUGCUCAUCUGGAUUCGCUGAGGACUACGUUGUCAGUGAUGCUGCAGACUUUGUAUACAGCACAGAGUAUUAUGUGGGCACGAGUCAGACCCACAGUCUCACCGAGGCAGUGCGCCACCGCAGUGGCAAAUGAGAAGCAACAACUAGAGACACUCAUCAUCGACCAGCAAAUCUCAAUACUGCAGGCAUCAAAACUAUAUGAACGGGCGCGGCCAGAUGCGCGGUUGCUGAUGGAAAAUGACAGCUCUUUGAGCUUGAGUAUCGUCGACGAAAAUGCACCUAGUCCGGCAAGCUUGGCCAGAUAUCAGGACAAGUUCAUCGCCACUCUAGACACUCAAAGUUCCGACGAACAGCAGUGGCUGGCGUCAGUAUGUGGUAUCUCAAAAUCGCAACUAGACCGCUUGUUGGAUAGGUGGACCAGGCUGCACCAGUUCGAGGAAGAACUACUUGACGCGGAACGUAAAGUUCAAGCAAAGAAACGAGAAACCCAACAGCCAUUCGUCGAAUCAGAUAGUGAGGACGAUAUAAACCCGCUGCCAAAAUUCGGUAGCAGUGGCGUUGGUCUGGACUCCCAUGUUCCUCACAGACCGGACGCAAUCCCGCCUCUGUUCACAGAGUCGUCUUCGCUACAAACCCCAAAGUCAACAACGCAUCAAAAUUGUACAGUGCCCGCAUCCCCCCGAUCGAGUAUUUCCACCCUACCCGUGGAAGCAGCGGCAGCUGUUGAAGCAAAAGACAAGGACGUCGGACUAGACCUGGAGAUCCCCUGGACACUACGCACGCGCAGAUACUACUGGAAAUAUGUUGACGGCAAAGUCCAAGAAUCCAACACGGACGCACCCUCCUCGGAAGCAUUUGCCCACCGCCACAGCUGGACUGAAGUACAAGCAUCCUGGGUCUGCAAGGAAGCGCUUCAAGAAUCAGGCUACUCCCACACCCAAGUACAGAAAGAGAUACCGGAUGGGAGACGCACCAAGUUCGAGACGUGGUUCUGCAUAGACCAGCCUCUGACCUUCGACCAAGUCCAGCACCUCGUUGAGCGAACGGUAGAACUCUACCGCAAGACGCAGCCACCGUCACCGCCACUCGUCAGAGAGCGUACACGGCGGACGUCUUUCGAACGUCGGACCCAGGGCUACGUACCUCCGGACGCAAGCAACGACCGCGACCGCACGCCGAUCCCACCUCAAGCGCGACCGCCACCCCUCGAGCGCUCUACAACCGCAUACCAUAUCUCGCAGCCCCCACCCCUCGACCGAGCCCUCUCAAUGCCCGGCCAAGCAGCCCCCUCCUACCCUCCAAACCCCCGCUCCAGCAACAUCCACCUCCCACCCCCAUCCCCGCGAACCAGUAACCCGCAGAUUCCACCCCCUCAAGCAACACCUAUACCCAUCCCUCCCCACCCCAGCACAAAUCCGUCCUUCCUUGCACCCUCUCCCCGCUCAACACGCAGCUUUGUGCCACCAACGCCAUACCAACCGCCUCCCCCUCCGCCCCGCCAUCUUCAGCCCCCGAUGUCGACGUACGGACAAUCACCCCUCCGCGCAUCGCUGGAUGGCGCGCGGUAUGAGCACUAUUCCAGCACGUCUGGGGCUUCGGACAGCGAGAGCGUCACGAGGAGUCGGAAGAGGGAUGGGAGUCGGCGGCGGCGGCGGGGGUCGGAUGAGAGGCGGAGGAAGAAAGGACAUGGGCAUGGGAAGGCGGGGGCGUUGAUGGGGGUAGCGGGGUUGACGGCGUUAUUGGAUGGGUUGGUGGGGAUCUGA